This is a messenger RNA of Morone saxatilis (striped sea-bass), 2487 nucleotides long. It is a transcript of the gene slc24a2b, whose product is annotated as solute carrier family 24 member 2. Gene Ontology annotation, molecular function: calcium, potassium:sodium antiporter activity; calcium channel activity. The record is from RefSeq and is a predicted model, not a curated record. Gene Ontology annotation, cellular component: membrane. The transcript has 11 exons. Gene Ontology annotation, biological process: long-term synaptic potentiation; calcium ion transmembrane transport; long-term synaptic depression. Lineage: Eukaryota; Metazoa; Chordata; Actinopteri; Moronidae. Bases 344 to 2260 code for a protein of 638 amino acids.
GAGGAUUUACUGUUCGGACCUUCAGCCCUCGGGACCUUUCUCCUUUGGGAUUCAAUUUAGUGGAAUAUCCACUCAGAGCACCUGACUACCUGCUGGAGUUCUUCCUGCUGAACGGGAGAUUUCCAAAUGUGUGAGUAAUAUGAGGAAGCCUUUGAAUGGGCUGGAUCCUGGGAUCAGACAGCAGGGCUUCCAUUGUGUUUAGACUGGGGAGCAGCAUGCAAACAAAUCGAUAAACCGUUGCGGCCUGUCAAACCCCUGCCCUUGUAGCCACCAGCACCACCAACCCAGCUUUGGGGGGGAUUCCAGAUACUUCCACUCUGCCUGACAACCUGCGCCAAACACCAUGGAUUUCAUGCAACCCAUAAGGAGUCAUGGCAUGAUGGCUUCCUCCAGCUCUGCACCUCUUCUGGGACCUCACAGCAGCUCCACCAGGCACCACUACCAGAGUGUCAGAAGAAAGCUGCGACCUGGACGGAUUCUGGGCUUCAUCAUCAGCCUGGCAGUGGCCUGCACAGUCUGCUCAUGGAGUGCCUUGUCGCUGGUCACAACAGUGGAUGGCGAGGGUUCAGCCGAGGCAGCAGUGCCCCAAAGAACUCUUCUGCAGCACCACAACCUAACAGCAGCGCCAGAGGACAUACCGGUAGCCAUGAAAUCAUCCGAAAUAGAGAUGAAUCACGGAGACUACCCAACGGACUACUUCAGUGUGGAGGAGAGACGCCAGGGCUAUGUGGUUUUUCAUAUGUUUGGCAUGUUGUACAUGUUUAUAUCCUUAGCCAUCGUCUGUGAUGAGUUCUUUGUUCCUGCGCUCACUGUCAUCACAGAGAGGCUGGAGAUCUCUGAUGAUGUAGCAGGAGCCACCUUCAUGGCGGCAGGUGGCUCAGCCCCGGAGCUCUUCACUUCUGUCAUAGGAGUCUUUGUCUCCCAUAGUAACGUGGGUAUUGGCACCAUUGUGGGCUCCGCCGUCUUCAACAUCCUGUUUGUGAUCGGGAUGUGCGCCCUGUUCUCCAAAGAGGUGCUGAACCUCACCUGGUGGCCUCUGUUCAGAGACGUCUCAUUCUAUAUCAUUGGCUUGCUCAUGCUCAUCUAUUUCUUUCUGGAUAAUGAAAUCACAUUGGGGGAAAGUAUCAGCCUGCUAUGCUGCUACACCUGCUAUGUGACAUUCAUGAAGUUCAAUGCCAAAGUAGAACUUGUCAUCAAGAACUUCCUGGGCAGCAACCAGGUGAACGAGCUGGAGACUGCACCAAAGGCGAAUGCACCCAAAGAUGAUGAGAACAAGCUGACGGCCAAACCCAGACUGCAGAGGGAAGGCAGCUGUGCUUCUCUACACAACUCACUGAUGAGAAACAGCAUCUUCCAGCUCAUGAUCCAUACCCUGGACCCGCUCAGUGACGAAGGUAUGGGACGUUUCAAAGAGAAGGCGUCAAUCCUUCACAAAAUGGCCAAGCAGAAGUGUAAAGAAGAGGCCGCUGCCGCCGCCGCUGCCAAUGCCAAUGGUGUAGGAGCUCCCUCCCAGACACAACCAAGAAAAGCAAAUUCUGAUAAAAACAUCCCAAACAGUACAAAUGUUGCUGUGGAGGUCACACCACCCAUGAACGGUGUUGCAGGAGGAGAAGAGGGCCCUGAGGAAGAGGAGGAUGAAGACCAGCCUCUGAGCCUUGCCUGGCCCGACACCCUAAGGAAGCAGAUCACCUACCUCCUCAUCCUGCCCAUCAUCCUUCCUCUGUGGCUCUCACUGCCCGACGUCAGGAGAGAGACCUCAGCAAAGUUCUUCCCCAUCACUUUCCUCGGUGCCAUUUGUUGGAUUGCUUUCUUCUCCUACCUGAUGGUGUGGUGGGCUCACCAGGUUGGAGAAACGUUCUGGAUCACAGAGGAGAUCAUGGGUCUGACCAUAUUAGCAGCUGGCACUUCAAUCCCUGACCUGAUCACCAGUGUGAUCGUGGCACGGAAAGGCCUCGGUGACAUGGCUGUGUCCAGCUCUGUGGGCUCCAACAUCUUUGAUAUCACUGUGGGUCUGCCAUUCCCCUGGCUCAUCUACAACAUCAUCAACGACUUCAAGCCGGUGCAGGUGAGCAGCAACGGCCUGUUCUGCGCCAUCGUCCUCCUCUUCCUCAUGCUGCUCUUCGUCAUCAUAUCCAUCGCGUCUUGCAAGUGGAGAAUGAGCAAGUUCCUGGGCCUUCUCAUGUUCCUGCUCUACUUUGUCUUCCUUAUCGUCAGUGUCAUGCUGGAGGACAAAUUCAUCGUCUGCCCCAUCAGCAUCUGAGAGAGAGAGUGACUCCUACUGGUUGUCAGAAAGCAGGAAAAGACGUGUAAAUGUGCUCACAUGUAACAUGAUUUACUGUAGGAGUGGAAAAACAUGCUCGCACAGACACAAACUGUCCCGUAUCUGUCUCACAUAUAUACGUAGUAGACCACUACACACGCACACACACACACACACACACACUGCACACGCAGCACUGCACACCGACACAGACACAGACACACAAC